This is a messenger RNA of Suillus bovinus, 831 nucleotides long. RefSeq lists its product as uncharacterized. Lineage: Eukaryota; Fungi; Basidiomycota; Agaricomycetes; Boletales; Suillaceae. The transcript is spliced from 5 exons. Gene Ontology annotation, biological process: mycotoxin biosynthetic process. The coding region runs from base 1 to 831 and encodes 276 amino acids. The record is from RefSeq and is a predicted model, not a curated record.
AUGGUCAAAGAUUCUUCACAGUACUCUCCUGUUGAUGUUGUCGACAAUGAUAACGAGUUUGAUGAUGCAGAAUGGUUCGGUGCAGGACAUCGUCCUAAGUUGCAUACUAUCGUUCGCGUGUGGCCUAUGUUGAGCCAUGGCGCGUUGAUAUGCACAUCAAUACUCUUCUUUGCGCUGUGGAUGGGCACGCCUUCGCCCCACCUGCGUGAUGACAUUGCUAUAUACUCUCCAGCAAAUGGUGCUGUUGAACCCAUGGUCGUAAAAUUCAACGGAACCAUCGGCUGGCCUUCUAUCUAUCGGGGCCCUCCUUCCCCAGAAAUUGAUGCUGCUUGGAACAGGAUAGCUCAUGAUGUGCUACCAACUCGGAUGUCACUUGAGGAGAUUCUCAAAGCCGGCGAAGUAGAUUCACCUUCCAAGGUCAAAUAUCCAGAGGAAUUUGGUGGGGGUUUCAUGGUAUCCAUGGAGGCCCCUCACCAACUUCAUUGUCUGAAUUUACUUCGCAAAGCCUCGUGGCCCGAGUAUUACGAAGCCACGGAUGUUUUGUUCCAGGACACGCCCGAAGUAGUCCGCAUGCAUCUUGAUUAUUGUAUUGAAAUGCUCAGACAGAAUAUGAUGUGCAAUGCCGACGUGACGGUGAUAACAUGGGAUUGGGUUCGUGGACAAAAAUACCCACUCCCUAACUUCAACACCCGCCACCAAUGCAGGAACUACGAGAAAAUCUUGGAUUGGGCUGUGGAGCAUGCUGUUCAUAUACCGAAAGAGGCGAUGACUCGUUUCGAAGAUACAAUUGACAUCCCCUUGCCCUUCCAUCUGACGCACAAUGAUGUAUAA